Aspergillus tanneri is the source of this 234-nucleotide messenger RNA. RefSeq lists its product as uncharacterized. The transcript is spliced from 2 exons. The coding region runs from base 1 to 234 and encodes 77 amino acids. The record is from RefSeq and is a predicted model, not a curated record. Lineage: Eukaryota; Fungi; Ascomycota; Eurotiomycetes; Eurotiales; Aspergillaceae.
AUGGAGAUGGCUUGGAAAUGGGGCUUGAGGGCCGCCAAUGUUCCCACUCGUGCUCAUGCGCCCCACACAACUUGCACCAUUUUGGGUUCCCCGUCCGAGGUAGUGGGGUGGGGAGUGUGUGUACGCUGGAGUAUGGACCCUGUUGCUGUUGUUGCUGCUGCUGCUGCCGAUGUUGAUGAUGAGGAGUCCCACAGACUUUCCACCCUGGUCCCCGCUUCUAAACUUUCCACCUGA